This is a messenger RNA of Mesitornis unicolor (brown roatelo), 2375 nucleotides long. RefSeq names its product YTH domain containing 1 (gene YTHDC1). Gene Ontology annotation, cellular component: nucleoplasm. Gene Ontology annotation, molecular function: mRNA binding; N6-methyladenosine-containing RNA reader activity. The record is from RefSeq and is a predicted model, not a curated record. The annotation marks the transcript as partial. NCBI's taxonomy places the organism in Eukaryota, Metazoa, Chordata, Aves, Mesitornithiformes, Mesitornithidae. Gene Ontology annotation, biological process: mRNA splicing, via spliceosome; regulation of alternative mRNA splicing, via spliceosome. The transcript has 16 exons.
GAUCGAAGAGAAAAACUGACAGGAUGGAAAACGCUGAAAGCAGGAGACAGAAACCUUCUGUGCAUUCAUCGAGGCAGUUGAUGCCAAAGCCUCCCAGCUCAUCGGUGAGCAAUAACAAGAGAAUAGUGAGUACCAAGGGAAAGCCGCUAUCGGAAUACAAGAACGAGGAGUAUCCGAGGUCUGACAGAACCAAGCGUCCAGAGGGCGAUCGAAAGACUCGCAUGUCGAUUAGCUCCAGGGAACCUUAUAAAGGACAACCCGAAAAAACUUGCCUGAGGAAGAGGGAUAUUGACAGAAGAGCCAAGUCUUCUACGCCAGAUGCUUCAGAGAGAAUCAGGCAUGAGGUGGAUAGAAGACCAAGCAGAUCCAGCCAUUCCUCUAAAGAAGAGGUGAACUCUGAGGAAUAUUGUUCGGAUCACGAGACUGGCAGCAGCGGCUCCUCUGAACAAGGCAAUACAGAGAAUGAGGAGGAAGGAAUGGAAGAAGAGGAAGAUGAUGAAGGGGAGGAGGACGAAGAGGUGGAGGAAGAUGGGGAGGAGGAUGAAGAAGAGUAUGAACAGGAUGAGAGAGAUCAGAAAGAAGGAAACGACUACGACACACGAAGUGAAGCCAGCGACUCGGAUUCUGAAUCUGCCUCUUUCACAGAUGGGUCAGUCAGAUCUGGGUCUGGUUCAGAGGCAUCAGAUGAGAAAAAGAAGGAGAGGAAGAGAGCUAGAGGUAUCUCUCCGAUUGUUUUCGACAGAAGCGGAAGUUCAGCGUCGGAGUCGUACGCAGGUUCAGAAAAGAAGCAUGAGAAAUUAUCAUCUUCCGUUCGUGCUGUCCAAAAAGACCAAACAAGUAAACUGAAAUACAUUCUGCAAGAUGCAAGAUUCUUUCUCAUCAAGAGUAAUAACCAUGAAAAUGUAUCGCUUGCUAAAGCAAAGGGAGUAUGGUCGACGCUUCCAGUGAAUGAGAAGAAGCUUAAUGCUGCUUUUAGAUCAGCGAGGAGCGUUAUUUUGAUAUUUUCUGUAAGAGAGAGUGGCAAAUUCCAAGGAUUUGCAAGACUGUCUUCAGAGUCCCAUCACGGAGGAUCGCCUAUACACUGGGUGCUGCCUGCAGGGAUGAAUGCAAAAAUGUUGGGAGGCGUCUUUAAAAUUGACUGGAUUUGCAGGCGUGAAUUGCCGUUCACUAAGUCUGCUCACCUGACCAAUCCUUGGAACGAACAUAAGCCAGUAAAGAUCGGACGCGAUGGACAGGAAAUUGAGCCGGAAUGUGGAACCCAACUUUGUCUUCUCUUCCCUCCUGAUGAAAGUAUUGACUUGUAUCAAGUCAUUCAUAAAAUGAGGCACAAGAGAAGAAUGCACUCACAACCCCGAUCAAGAGGACGCCCAUCCCGUCGAGACCCCGUUCGGGACGUGGGAAGGCGUCGACCAGAAGAUUAUGAUAUUCAUAACAGCAGAAAGAAACCAAGGAUUGACUAUCCCCCUGAGUUUCACCAAAGACCAGGGUAUAUAAAGGAUCCCAGAUAUCCCGAAGUAGACAGACGAUUUUCAGGAGUUCGACGAGAUGUCUUUUUAAAUGGGUCCUACAAUGAUUACGUGAGGGAAUUCCACAACAUGGGACCACCACCACCAUGGCAAGGAAUGCCACCGUAUCCAGGUAUGGAGCAGCCACCGCACCACCCUUACUAUCAGCACCACGCGCCUCCACCUCAAGCUCACCCUCCGUACUCAGGACAUCACCCUAUACCACAUGAAGCAAGAUACAGAGACAAACGAGUACACGACUACGACAUGAGAGUAGACGACUUUCUUCGACGCACGCAAGCAGUUGUGAGCGGUCGGAGAAGCAGACCUCGAGAGAGGGACCGAGAGCGGGAACGGGACCGGCCUAGAGAUAACAGAAGAGACAGAGAACGUGACAGAGGCCGUGAUCGGGAAAGGGAGAGAGAGAGGAUUUGUGACCGGGACAGAGACAGAGGUGAAAGAGUUUCACAUGGUUCAGUGGGAGAAUGCUGCUAUCAAGUAUGCAAAUAUUGAAGUAUGAUUUUUUUUUGACUGUAUGGCAGUGUUGUAGCAGCCGUUUUUUGGGUUUUUGGUUUUUUUUCCUCCCCUCCCCCUGGUUUUUAACCCUAUCUGUAAAGUCAAGUGUUUUUUCAGUCUUCAGUAAGGAAAGCAAUAUUAAGAAGACACUAUUGAUACCUAAUUUUUAACCUUUUUUAAAAAUCUUCCCGUGUUCAGUAACAUUUUGGUCAAUUCUCUUGUCUAGUCUCCUUCCAAAAUGUACACGUUGCUUGGAAUGUUCACAACCUGCGUGUGUGGAACCAGAGAAUAUUGCUGUAUUCUACAUUGCUACCUUUUUUUUUUAUAUAAAAAAUAAAUUGUUAACUAUUGAAA